Penicillium subrubescens is the source of this 504-nucleotide messenger RNA. Its product is annotated as coiled-coil-helix-coiled-coil-helix domain-containing protein. The coding region runs from base 1 to 504 and encodes 167 amino acids. The transcript is spliced from 3 exons. Gene Ontology annotation, cellular component: nucleus; mitochondrion. Lineage: Eukaryota; Fungi; Ascomycota; Eurotiomycetes; Eurotiales; Aspergillaceae. Gene Ontology annotation, biological process: mitochondrion organization. The record is from RefSeq and is a predicted model, not a curated record.
AUGCCUCGCCAACAACGCCGUGCCGCCCCUACCCCCGCGCGUAGCGCCCCUACUCGCCCUACCGCGGCCCCUGCCCGUCCCGCUCCUGCUCCCCAGCAGUCGGCGCCUCACUCGACCGCCGCCUAUCCCCACCAGGGUGCUCCUCCCAUGCAGCAGGCUGCUCCUGUGCAGAGCUCUGGUGGUGGUUUCUUGAGCCAGGUUGCUUCUACCGCUGCUGGUGUCGCUGCCGGUCACGUCGCCGCUACCGGUAUCACCAACGCUCUGGGCUGGGGCUCCAGCUCCCACGCCGCUCCCGCCGAGCAGGCUGCUCCCGCUCAGAACCAGGCUAUGGACAACGGUCUGUGGUCGGGAAAUGCCACCCAGCAGUCGUGGGAGAACCCUGCCUGCGAGACUGAUAUCCGUAACUUCCGCCGGUGCAUGGACGAGAACAAGGGUGAUAUGUCUAUCUGUGGUUGGUACAUGGAUCAGCUGAAGGCUUGCCAGGCUGCCGCCAAGCCCUACUAA